Aspergillus steynii IBT 23096 is the source of this 1635-nucleotide messenger RNA. RefSeq lists its product as uncharacterized. The record is from RefSeq and is a predicted model, not a curated record. Bases 176 to 1357 code for a protein of 393 amino acids. The transcript has a single exon. Lineage: Eukaryota; Fungi; Ascomycota; Eurotiomycetes; Eurotiales; Aspergillaceae.
CUCUCUGUCUCUGUCUUUCAUUUGAAUCCUGGGUAUCUUUUUGGACUCUCAACCGGAUUAGUCUCAGAGGCUUUACACGAGCCAUCUGUCGGGCAAUAGGACUAUUUACUACCAUCUGGCAACCAUUACUUACUAACUACGAGAUCUCACUGUAGGAAGAGUUGCUCGGCUCUUCAUGUCCUCCAUAUGGAACACGAUCAUCACUUUACCGCUUCUUCUCCUUAUCUCGAUACCCCUAAUUACAUCUGCCUGCUUCACCAUCUUCCUGGCAUUUGUAACUUUGUUCAUACGCUUCUCGUUUGUCUACAUUAAGCUUCUCUACGGCAUUAUCUCAAGCUAUUUCACCAUCCCCACACCCGAAAACACAUCCCUCUUGAGUUUUGCUGCGUCUGAACCAACUACACCAGGGAUUUCGGCGACCCCCAAGCGUCGCUCGUUGGACUAUGGCUUGACGCCGCUCUAUUCGAACUCUCUGGCAUACCGCCAGAGCUUUUCCGGCCCAGGGCGACCAGACUCAUUACGGCGCCGGCAAAGCUCGAACUCCUCUGAAGGUCGGGGUGAGCAAGAGAGGGUUGCCAUGGGAUCUUCCGGUGCAUAUAUCCCGAGAGAAUCGUUCUCCAUGAACUCUUCCCACCCCCCAACGACGGCCUUCCUUGGCCUGACAAGUGGGGACGAAGGCAGAGACUUCGAGGGCGUGGGCGGAUGGCGGACUCAAGCGUCAUCGAUUGGACUCCGUGGAUAUCUCUCCGGAUCAGCAUCGCCAUCCCCUAACGAUAGCGUGAGCGAUGAAGCAGACGAGAGGGCAUGGCUCUCCAUCAAUGAACGAUUACAGCUACCUACACAAUCUCUAACCCUGGGACACAGUUAUGACUCUCCAGAAAACCCAUUUUUGUGGGGAUCCAGGCAAAGGUCACCUGCUGUGGCAGACGCCCAUAGGGAGCGGCAUCACCAUCGCUCUGCUACAACGUCAAUGAUACCAAACCCUGGGUCUCGCGGUUCGCAUUCAUCGGCGUCCUUGUCAAAUCGCCCGGCUCCCCACCGGUCGAGAACAUUAGUAUCACCGCAUCCUCUACACCGACGAAUGUCUCACGAUAUUUCUCCUACUAGUCUUGCAGGAAACCCGCCGCGGAUGAACGCUCGUUCGGUGGAUGGAUCCGAAGGAUACUUCGCAGUACGACGCGGAAGUGCAGGAAGCAGCAGAUCCACGACAUCAGGAAGCUCGACACCAUUCGAGGAACAUAUGAUUCAGGGACCCAUGGCUCAUCAUUCGAUUGGUGUGAAACACCGCAAAAACAUACCGGGACCGAAUUCUGGAUCUCGAUUACGGCGACAUCCUGAAGCUGAACGUACAUUUUAGUGGGCUUACAUGUUCAGGUUUAAAAUUCCGCUGGAGAAAAUUACUUACCGGCGCUCGAAGUAUACAUCUGGUAAUUGAAUUACCCUGCGCUAAUCUUUGUUCCAUUUGCUUUUGAAUUUUUAUUUCGUCAAAUAUUCUGUGACACAGGUUUAUUUCUUCUGAGUGUCUGUGUUCGACUCUUUACCCCAAGCAAUAUCUGUAUAUACGAAUGGGUUGAGUGUCUUGUUGACGAUAUACUAAUUGACGACGGGAAUGAAUAUCACGAACAGCUAUAUUUC